Molecule: messenger RNA, 4516 nt
Organism: Peromyscus californicus insignis
Lineage: Eukaryota; Metazoa; Chordata; Mammalia; Rodentia; Cricetidae
Gene: Csf1
Product: colony stimulating factor 1
Exons: 9
Coding region: 772-2436 (554 amino acids)
Biological process (GO): osteoclast differentiation; positive regulation of macrophage differentiation
Cellular component (GO): membrane
Molecular function (GO): growth factor activity; cytokine activity
Source: RefSeq, a predicted model, not a curated record
AGGAUGUUUAGCAGAUUCCUUGAAGCGUGCCUGCGUGCGUAGGAAGGAGCAAGCCAACCUGCAAACCCGCUGCCUUGGGCUCCGUGAGGAUGUUGAAUGAAGCUGCAGCAGAGAGGCCAUGGUUGGGUCAUCCCCCUUCAGGUCAUUCUCAAUGCACCCUGUCCAUUUCCUGCUCAGAUUUAAGGAUUUUCGGGACUGCAGGGAAAGUCCCUAGGGACCAGCAUUAGAAAGAAGGCAAUCACAUGAGAUUGACAUGAGUGGAGAGCACAGAAGAAAAGGCUGUGUCUUGUCCAGACCUCGAGAAGGGAGGGGGAGGGCGGUGGAGCCCUGGUUACUUUGCUGAAGACUGCGGAGCUAGCGCAGCCACAGCGCGACUGGGAAGAGAGCUAGCUAGCGGGGACGACCAGGCGGCCCGCUUGGGGGAAGGGAGGCGACGGCUCAGUGGGCCUCCAGGGUGUAUGUGUCAGUGCUUGUGAGUGUGAGCGUGUGUUUGUGUGUGUGUGUGUCUGGCGGAGGGCCAGGGUGAUUUCCCAUAAACCACAUGCCCCGCCAGCCCGCCCGCGCUUAAAAGGCUGUGCCGAGAGCUGGCCAGCGAAGCUCGGCCAGAGGAAAGUGAAAGUUCGCCUCGGUGUCCUCCGUGUCGCCGCUGCUUUCUGCAUCCCGGGACAGCGGCGUGGCCCUCGCCGGGGCGCAGGCUCUCCAGCCAGCAGUGAGCGAGGGAGCGAGCGAACUAGGGCGGCCAACACGCCGGGCCGGGACCCAGCUGCCCGUAUGACCGCGCGGGGCGCCGCGGGGCGCUGCCCUUCAUCGACAUGGCUGGGCCCCCGGCUGCUGCUGGUCUGUCUCCUGGUGAGCAGGAGCAUUGCCAAGGACGUGUCAGAACACUGUAGCCACAUGAUUGGGAAUGGACACCUGCAGGUCCUGCAGCAGCUGAUCGACAGCCAAAUGGAAACCUCAUGCCAGAUUGCCUUUGAAUUUGUAGACCAGGAACAGCUGGAUGAUCACGUUUGCUACCUUAAGAAGGCUUUUUUUCUGGUGAAAGAAAUAAUUGAGGACACCAUGCGCUUUAAAGACAACACCCCCAAUGCCAAUGCCACCGAGCGGCUCCAGGAACUCUCUCUGAGACUGAAGAGCUGCUUCACCAUGAAUUAUGAGGAGCAGAACAAGGCCUGUGUCCGAACUUUCCAUGAGACUCCUCUCCAGCUGCUGGAGAAAAUCAAGAAUGUCUUUAAUGAAACAAAAAUUCUCCUUGAAAAGGACUGGAAUAUUUUUAGCAAGAACUGCAACAACAGCUUUGCUAAGUGCUCCAGCCCAGAUGUGGUGACCAAGCCUGAUUGCAACUGCCUGUACCCUAAAGCCACCCCUAGCAGUGACCUGGCCUCUACCUCCCCUCACCAGCCCCCUGUCCCCUCCAUGGCCCCUCUGGCUGGCUUGGCUUGGGAUGAUUCUCAGAGGAGAGAGGGCAAUUCCCUCUUGCCCAGUGAGCAGCCCCUUCGCACAGAGGACCUAGCCAGUGCCAAGCAGCGACCACCCAGAAGCACCUGCCAGAGCCUCGAGUCACCAGAGACCCCGAACCAUGAGGACGGACUCACUGAGGGUUCAGAGCCUCAUCCUUCUGCAGAGGCUCCUAUCCCUGGUGUGGAAGACAUCCUCGACUCGUCACCGGGCACUAACUGGGUCCUAGAAGAAGCUUCUGGAGAGGCUAGUGAGGGUUUUUUGACCCAGGAAGCAAAGCUUUCUCCCUCCAAGCCUGUAGAAGACAGCAUCCAGGCAGAGACGGACAGAUCCAGCGACCUCUCAGCAUCUUCUCUACUCCAUAAAUCAACAGAGGACCAAGAGCCAGCAGAAACAGGCACCCCACUGCCAGAGGUGAACACUAUGAGACCCACUGGCCAGACGCAGAAUCACACUCCUGAGAAGACAGACAGUUCAUCUAUGCCGCCUGGAGACCACCAGGAGCCAGGAUCUCCCCACAUUUCCACACUGGGUCCCCAAGGCCUCAGCAACCCAGCCACCCCCUUUGCUCAGGCACUGCUUCCCAGAAGCCACUCUUGGGGCAUUGUGCAGCCCCUUGGGGAGCUUGAGGGCAAGAGAAGUACCAGGGAUCGAAGGAGCCCCACAGAGCUGGAAGGAGGACCAGCAAGUGAGGGGGCAGCCAGGCCUGUGGCCCAUUUUAACUCCAUUCCUUUGACUGACACAGGCCAUGAGAAGCUGCCUAGGGGAUCCUCUGACCCCCAGAUCUCUGGGUUUGUCUUCCAUCUGCUGGUGCCGGGCAUCAUCCUGGUCUUGCUGGCUGUUGGGGGCCUCCUGUUCUACAGGUGGAAGCGGAGGAGCCAGAGCCAUCGAGAGUCUCCGACAUUGGAUUCUUCUGUGGGGCGACCAGAGGGCAGCCCCCUGACCCAGGAUGAGGACAGACAGGUGGAACUGCCAGUAUAGAAAGGGUUCCAAGCUGGGCACACAGGACUAUCUCUUUAUGGAAGGAGACAUUAUGGGAAUGUCCACCACCACCCUCUCCUGCCAUCUUCCUGGAAACGUGGCCUGCUACUACCAGAGCUCCUGCCUACCAAGACUGGACAAGAGCAGCCUUGAUGGGGGUCUUUCUGUUUUAACCCUUAGACUCUCAACUAACUGAGAGAGGGCUGGAGGAUGCCUCCUAAACUGUUACUAUUUAUUGUGGGCCCUGGAGGCUCUCUGCACUUGAGGAAGGCCAGCGAGCUAGCUCAGGACCCUUUCCCUCAGGAGCUGUACCCUCCUCUCAAAGCCAGAAGUUGGCAAGGGACCUGCCUGCCUGUAUGGCACAUGAGAGACCAGGGCACACAAGAAGGAGCAGAAGAGCCUGUGCCCAGAAGACUCACUGGUGCCAAGGAAUCCAACAAGGACAGGCAGGGACCUGUUUCCCAAGAGGGAAGCCUGAGAUUCACAGGGCGGGACAGCAUCUGCCCGAUUUCCCGUAAAGGCAUAAAGGCAUGCAGCCUAAAAGACGGGAAGAGGAGGCCUUUGGCUGCUUGUGCUGACAACUUAAAGGGGUCUACACCCUCCACUUGCCUAAGUGCCCUCAGCUGAUAGCCAGGAAGGAGGGGAGACCAGCCCUGCCUCAGGACCUGUCUGACCUGGCUCAUGAUGCCAAGAGGAGGACCAAGCUCUAGCCUCGUCUCCUCCUACCCACAGCCCCUGCCAGAGUUCUUUUGCCCAGCAGAGGCACCCCUCAUGAAGGAAGCCAUUGCACUGUGAAUACUGAACCUGCCUGCUGAACAGCCUGUCCCAUCCAUCCCCAUGAGCGACCAUCCGUCCGAAUGUUCUCCCACCCUCUUCAUCCUCUCCUCAGCUUCCUGCACUGAGCUGGCCUCAUCUAUCGACUGAGGGAGCACCUAAGCCCCGACCUUCCCCUGCCUAGCCUUUGAUUGCCGGGGUGGAGCUGUGGGACAGCUGCCUGGGCUACCAGCCAGAGCUGGUCUUUGGGCUGUGUUCCUUGCCCAGGUUUCUGCAUCUUGCACUUUGACAUUCCCAGGAGGGAAGUGACUAGUGGAAGGGAGAAAGGAAGGGGAGGCAGAGGCAGAAGGGCCACAGGCAGAGCUCUGAAUGGAAAUAGGUCUUGAAAAUAUGUGUGUGCCCAAGGUUAAAGUUGAUGUCCACACUCUAACCUGUCAGCCAGCCUCCGUGCCCAUUGCUUCCAGCCUGGAGCUGGGCAGGUUGUCCUGUCAUGAGCUCCUGGGACUGAGCUCCAUGCUCCAGCCCCACCCUCUUCAGGCCUUUUUUCUCCAGACUUGACCCAGGUAGGCAGGGACACCCUCCCAGUCUCACCCACCCCACCCUGCCAUCUCUAGCCAAGCCAGGCAGCUCUAGAGAGUAAUCAAGAAAGGGGCUGUCUACUUCCAGCUCUGCUGUGUGACCCUGUUCCCUGGGCCAGGCCUUGUCUGUGGCUCUGAGGCCUGGGCACGGGUGGCAGGGCUCUCACUUGCCCUUGGUCUCUUUAUGCUGCUGUGUCCCCCUUUCCUGCCCUCCUUGGCUACUGGGUCCGUAACCUUUCAGGCAAGGUGGGAGGGGUGUUCCGUAGGCCCCACCACCCUGUCCUGAGACAGCAGAGGGAAGGACACUGGAGACUUUCUUGUGGGGCUUACUUAGCCUUCUAGUUACAGACUAUUUCCAUGCUAGAAAAAUACAUAUUUUAAAAUAGAAGGAAAAACACAGAAAAAAAAAGGCAUUCUCCUACCCCUCUACCUUAAACAUGUAUUAUUAAAAACAGAAGAGCAAAUCCAACCCAUUGCAAGAAGCUCUUUGUGGGCACCUGGUUCCAUCGGAGCAGGAGGAGCUCCAAACCCUCCUUUGGAGCCUCCGCUGCACGGGAACCCCUUCUUUCCUCUAAGAGAGCCCGGAGAGAACAUCGGCUCACAGACUGUGAGAUUGCAUUUUUUUUUAUACUUGGAAGUGAAUUAUUUUAUAUAAGGUCAUUUAAAUAUCUAUUUAAAAAAUAGGAAGCUGCUUUUAUAUUUAAUAAUAAAAGAAGUGCACAAGCUGC